Molecule: messenger RNA, 1941 nt
Organism: Purpureocillium lilacinum
Lineage: Eukaryota; Fungi; Ascomycota; Sordariomycetes; Hypocreales; Ophiocordycipitaceae
Source: RefSeq, a predicted model, not a curated record
AUGAAACCGGACGAGCCGAGGCGGCGAUUCGCCCCGGUGCCCCUCGAGACGACGUUUCAAUCCAUUAAGAGCGGCGCCCAGCACCAGCGACAGCCGCAACACCAACCGCAACCGCAGCCGCAGGGUCACAUUGGGCCGAACCCGGAGCUGACGCCAGAACCCUCCCCUCGAUCGCUGUCGCCGGCAAUUCCCGACGUGCCGCCGCCGCUGCAACCGCCGCAACUGCAUCUGCUGCAGCAUCAUGGGCUCGCGCCGCAGCAGCAGAGGCGCCGCUUCAAGCCGCAGCUGAUCGAGACGUCGAGGCGCACGCGGCGUGCGGGCGACCCCGGUCCCGCCACGCGGCCGACGGACAAGACUGACAUCACCCCCUACACAAACCACAUCUACGUGGCCAGGCCCAAACCCCGACGGAAACGCGGGGACUCGCAGGAUGACGAGCCGGCCCGUCACAUGCCGCCGACGCGGCGCGAGACGGAAGAUGAGGGGGUCAAGGAGUACCUGCUGGAGCUGGCCGGCAGGGAGGCGGCGCGCCAGAUCGAGGAGGCCGCGCUCGCCGCCUUUCCCAACAGCCGCGCCCGCGAGGGUGGUGUCGCUCACUUUUACUUUCACGAGAGCUCCGGCAGCGAUGGCGCCUCCGAGGACGCCCAGGAGGACCACGGCCAGAGGCUGCGCCGCAAGUCGUCGUCCAAUCUCGGCCUGAACUGGUGGCACCGGCACAUGCAGGAGCAUGCCGAGCAGAUUGCGGAGGACCGGGACGACUACGAGAUGGCGGUGGAUGAAGAUGACGAUGAUGCCAUUAUGCUGCGCACCGACUCUGACCUGGACCGGAUGGACCUCUCCUUGCCCCCGGACCCGUUGUGGACCACGACCAACAAGCUGGACCCGGAUGACCGGCGGGACUCAAUGGCCGAGAUGCAGUCGCUGCGCCGGGCCGUCAGCCCCAUUGCCGAGCCGCAACACCGACUUUUCGGAGGUGACCGGCAGGCCGACGCCUGGGCUGCCGCAGACGGCCGACCGCCGGAGUCGCGCCCCGCGCCGGGGUUCCUCGCCCCCAGCGCCGGCGCCGACCCCGGGGCCGGCCGCCCGUUUGCUUCAUUAGGGCUGCAGCCCGAGGACCCCAAGCUGCACCUCAUGCGACAGGCAGCGUCGCCGCCGAUGCUGGGCAAGGAGCUCACGUUCCGCCGGUGCCCGUCGCCGAAGCACACCAAGCUGGAGACGGACCACCCGUUCCGCGAGCACGGCGGCUCGGCGGAGAAGAACCGCGACGCGUCGGGCCAGGGCGGCCUCUGGAGGGGCUACUGCUUCCGGUCCGAAUCCAACACCGACUUCAUCGUGCCGGCCGACCUGCACCCGGCGCCCAUGAUGGUCACGCCGCUGGCGCCAGGCACGCCGGGCGAGCCGCUCGCGUACGACUCGCUCAGCGAGGAGCCCGGCUCGCUGUACGCGUCGUCAUCCAACAGCUCGUCGGGCAGCUCGCCGCCGCCGAGCCUCUGGCGGGCGGACCAGCACAAGCUCAACAGCAAGGGCGGCCAGCCCAAGGGCCUGCACAUGCUGCACGGGCUCGACGAGCGCCUGCGCCGCGAAAAGGCCCAGGCCGAGCGCGACGAAAAGAUCCUGCACGAGUUUGACGACGAAUUCGUCACCCAGGUGUACAACUACCUGUCGCUCGGGUACCCAGCCAUGGCGCGGUCGUUUGACGACGAGCUCUCCAAGAUUACGCGCGUCAGCGUCGAGGAGCUCGGCCGCGACGACGAGCGGCAGAUGGCCAAGGGUCACAUGCUCGAGAUGUGCCUCGACGGCACGCCCGAGGACGCGCGGUGCCCGCGCUGGAGGGCCCUCAAGACGUACAUUUACGAGUGGGCGCGCCAGCACCCCAACCUCGACAACCUCGACCCGCUGGCCUGGGGCGUCCGGGAGCGCAGGGGCAGCUGGGCCAUCUAG